Messenger RNA from Tremella mesenterica DSM 1558, 571 nucleotides. RefSeq lists its product as uncharacterized. Bases 94 to 399 code for a protein of 101 amino acids. The transcript has a single exon. The record is from RefSeq and is a predicted model, not a curated record. NCBI's taxonomy places the organism in Eukaryota, Fungi, Basidiomycota, Tremellomycetes, Tremellales, Tremellaceae.
CACAUGCGCUCUCACCCGCACAUCAAAUUAGAUAUUUGUAUUUGCCAGUCUCCCACAAUCAGUUCAUACAUUUGUUUGUGACCAAUUUCAAUCAUGCAACAUUCUGACCAAACCGAAGACAUACGUAAUACGCUCUAUCACCUACUCGACAAUCUCGGACCUUUUUCCACACUCUGUCCAUCAUCUGUCGCUCGUCAAAUGCACAAACAAGAUCCCGUGGGAUAUCCCGAUUGGAGAGUUCUGAUGGAUUCUGUACGAGAUGUGGUUUGGGACGAGGUGCAACGAGGUCAUGUCGAGGUGACACAAGGUGGGACGGUGAGAACUUGGGAUGAGAAGGAGAAGAUUAAAGGACCUAUACGUGUAAGAAAACCUAUGAAGACGACUCAAGAAAGUGGAUGAUGCCUUGGGACUUGUUACGAGAGAAUCAACGUGCAUGUCAAACGACAACUUUUGGAGAAAGAGAAACAUAUGGAGUGAUUGGAGGAAAGGAAGACUUUUGAAACGAGUAAAAUUUAAAGAAGGCAUCAUGAGUCAAAAGAAAGGGUGAAAGGAAAUGCAUAUGGUGUGUAUC